Molecule: messenger RNA, 3527 nt
Organism: Diospyros lotus (date-plum)
Lineage: Eukaryota; Viridiplantae; Streptophyta; Magnoliopsida; Ericales; Ebenaceae
Product: fatty acyl-CoA reductase 3-like
Exons: 10
Coding region: 18-1631 (537 amino acids)
Biological process (GO): long-chain fatty-acyl-CoA metabolic process; suberin biosynthetic process
Cellular component (GO): intracellular membrane-bounded organelle
Molecular function (GO): alcohol-forming very long-chain fatty acyl-CoA reductase (NADP+) activity
Source: RefSeq, a predicted model, not a curated record
CAUCAUCAGCUAUAUAUAUGAACUGUUAUUGGGCUUCUUCACUUGAGCUCUCUCGACGUCUUUCCUGUUUCUUGGGCUCUCUCUCUCUCUCUCUCUCUCUUCCUUCCUGCUUAUCACUUUCUUCUUCCAUGGAGUUGCCUAGUAUUCUCCAGUUUCUAGAGAACAGGACCAUUUUAGUCACUGGUGCCACUGGCUUUCUAGCAAAGAUUUUUGUGGAGAAGAUACUUAGAGCUCAACCAAAUGUGAAGAAGCUCUACCUUCUUCUAAGAGCUGCAGAUGCCAAAUCGGCCUCUCAGAGGUUACAAAAUGAGGUCAUAGCAGAGGACUUGUUUAGGGUUCUAAGGGAGAAAAUGGGAGAAAAUUUGAGCUCCCUUCUAGCAGAAAAGGUGACGCCGGUGGCCGGAGACAUUAGCACCGACAAGAACUUGGGCGUGAAAGACUUGAACUUGGUGGAAGAGAUGUGGAGAGAAGUGGAUAUAGUAGUUAACAUGGCCGCAACAACCAACUUUGAUGAAAGAUAUGAUGUGGCAUUGCAUCUAAACACAUUGGGAGCUAAGCAUGUUCUCGACUUUUCAAAGAAGUGUGCCAAGACAAAGAUGCUUCUCCAUGUGUCCACUGCUUAUGUAUCUGGUGAAAGAGGUGGGCUCAUAUUGGAAAAGCCCUGUCGCAUGGGUGAGGCUCUAAAUGGAGCCCCAGGGUUGGACAUUGACAUGGAGAAGAAAGUCGUGGAGGCGAGAUUGAGCGAGCUCCGGCAGAUAGGAGCCACAGAGGGAGAAAUUACAAUGGCAAUGAAGGAUUUGGGCAUUCAAAGGGCAAGGAAGUAUGGGUGGCCAAACACCUAUGUGUUUACAAAGGCAAUGGGAGAGAUGCUUUUGGGAGACUUGAAAGGAAAUCUUCCCUUAGUUAUCAUUCGUCCCACCAUCAUAACUAGUACUUUCAAGGAACCUUUCCCAGGUUGGAUUGAAGGUGUCAGAACGGUUGAUAGCUUGUACAUUGGAUAUGGGAAAGGAAAGUUAACAUGCUUCCUUGGUGAUCCAGGAUCUAUAAUCGAUGUGAUCCCGGCAGACCUCGUGGUUAAUGCGAUGAUGGCGGCCAUGGCAGCUGAUUAUUAUGCAAUUAAUCAAGCAGCUGCAGGGGAUGAAGAGACCAUAAUAUAUCAUGUGAGUUCAUCGGUAGCUAAUCCCAUAAGAUUCACCAAACUCCAAGAUUAUGCCUUCCAUUACUUCACUGAGCAUCCUUGGAUUGGAAAAGAUGGAAAACCCGUCAAAGUUGGCAAGCUCCCAGUGUUCAGCUCUAUGGAUAGCUUCCGCAGAUACAUGGCAUUUCGUUACGUCCUUCCACUCAAGGGAUUACAACUAAUAAACAUGGCAUUUUGCCAAUAUUUUCAAAAGAUGUACAUGGAUCUACAUCGAAAGAUCAACUUUGUGAUUCAGAUGGCUGAGAUUUAUCAACCUUACCUGUUCUUUAAGGGCAUGUACGAUGAUAUAAACAUGGAAAAGUUGCAGAUUCUAGCCCGAAAUGGUGGCAAUGUUGAGACAGAUGUGUUUUACUUUGAUCCCAAGAUCAUUAAUUGGGAUGAUUACUUUAUGAAGACUCACAUUCCUGGCAUGGUAAAGUAUGUGUUUAAGUGAUAAUUACAUUAAUAAUUAAUAAACAUAUGUUUCUCUUUCAUGAGAAAUUGUAAAAUAUUACAUCAAGUCCUCAUAUAUAUAUAUAUAUAUAUGCCACAAGAGGUUUACAUAUAGUUGUAAGGAGUUUCGAUCGAAAUAAUAUGAAAGGAAGUACAUGGCAAAUGUUGCAUUGAACCAAUGGAACCUACAUCAUCUGGAAGAACUUGUAUGGUAAGUAAACUUCUGCUAGUCGAAUCCUAUUUUUUUCUUUCGAUUGAAGUCAUGAUAAGGAAAAACAUUCUGAUAAGAAAAGAAUAUGUUGCGAAAGAACACUUACAAAGUAGAACCGGUUAGUGCAAUUAUAAAAAAACAGAACAUCGAAAAUAAGAACCCAGAUAAGAGCAUGAAAUAGAACUCCCUGUAAAGGCGUUUCAAGACUCAAAUUUGAGUCUUCCCAGUUCGUACCACUCAGGUAACACCAACGGAAUAGAGUCACCAAAUCACAGAAAAGCCCUAAAAAUCCCAAGGAUAGUAACCCUCUAACACUCAAGCCCUCUUACCGAUUUACAGAUCUCGCUCAGAAACCACCCAAACGGUUACUCACCAAAACGAUCCACUAAGGAACAACGAGCACCACUCAAAAAGAAGAUGGAAGUAAGAAUAGUAGGCCGAGAGCAUCCCUUAGACGGAUCUGCCGAAUCGAAUAAAUAGAGACUACUCACCGAUCGACCAAGAGGUCCCAAAGGAAAGGAAGACCACUGCCAUGGAAAGGGAGAUUUGGCUAAAAGAGAAAGAACAAACUCACGAAGAUCAGCCAUCAAAGGAAACUAUUGAGAGAGCAAAGAGAGAGAGAGAGAAUUGGCCGUUAAUAAGGGCAACAAGAAAAGGGAAAGAGCCUUUUUAUACGACAGAGCUAGGGCAAGGCAGAGGGCUUAGUGGGCUUGGGCUUCCUUAAGCCUUGAGCAAAUGUGCUCAGCCCAUUUCUCCUCCAAAGGCUUAAUAAAGGGCUUACGACCCGACUUCUUUAAUGGGAUGCCAAUGAGUUGUAUUUUUGGACUAUACUUCAAUCCCGAGCCGAAAUCUAUGAAGAUAAACCCAAAUUAUCGUCAUCGCCUUGAGCCUCAUUGGGAAACAAAAACAACAUAAUACAUGUGGAAUCAUCUAUCUCUACUUCAUCCAGUUCCCUGUACUGAAAAUGGCUUACAUAUCCAUAGGGAUUUGGAGCAUCAUUUAUUUUCCUCCAAUCCAAAAAGGCAUGUCUCCCGGAGAUACCGGCAAAGUGCUUUGUUCAACCAUUUCAAUAGCUAAUGAAAGUAAUAUGAAAAUCUGUAUCUGUAUGGUUCUAAUUAAGGGUGUGCAAUCGGUUAUAACCGAACCGAAUCGACCAAAAAAUACUAACCGAACUGAACCGACUAGUAUAUAAUAACUUAACCGAAUCGAACCGACCACUACAAGAAAAAUGUAUUUUAGCGACGAAAUUUAGUGAUGGAAUUAUUCGGUUGCUCAUUAGCGACGGAUAGCGACGGAAUUUUUAUCACAAAUUUUUUUAAUAUUUUUUUAAUUUAGCGACGGAAUUAACGACGAAAAUCUUAUAGCAAAAAAUAAAAAAUAUUAAAAUUUAGCAACGGCCUCAACCCCAUCGCUAAACAUUAAAAAAUAUUAAAUAAAAAAAUUAAAAUUUAGCGAUGGGUCAAUCCUAUUGCUAAAAAAUAAAAAAAUUAAAAUUUAGUGACGGGCUCAACCUCGUCGCUAAAAAAUAAAAAAAAUUAAAUAAAAAAUUAAAAUUUAGCAACGGGCUCAACCUCGUCGCUAAAAAAUAAAAAAAAAUUAAAUAAAAAAUUAAAAUUUAGCGACGGGCUCAACCUCGUCGCUAAAAAAUAAAAAAAAAUAAAAUAAAAUAAUUCAAAUUUAGUGACA